Dendronephthya gigantea is the source of this 428-nucleotide messenger RNA. RefSeq names its product 60S ribosomal protein L35-like. Gene Ontology annotation, molecular function: mRNA binding; structural constituent of ribosome. The transcript is spliced from 3 exons. Gene Ontology annotation, biological process: translation; maturation of LSU-rRNA from tricistronic rRNA transcript (SSU-rRNA, 5.8S rRNA, LSU-rRNA). The record is from RefSeq and is a predicted model, not a curated record. NCBI's taxonomy places the organism in Eukaryota, Metazoa, Cnidaria, Anthozoa, Malacalcyonacea, Nephtheidae. Gene Ontology annotation, cellular component: ribosome; cytosolic large ribosomal subunit. The coding region runs from base 42 to 413 and encodes 123 amino acids.
GCGCAUCUCGAUCUUUCUCUUUUGAAACUAGCAUAGACAAAAUGACCAAGUUGAAGGCUCAUGAAUUACGGGGCAAGAAGAAAGAGGAACUCGUAAAGCAGCUUGAUGAUUUGCGAAAUGAGUUGUCCUCAUUAAGAGUGGCUAAAGUUACUGGUGGAGCUGCCUCAAAGCUCUCGAAAAUAAAACUUGUGAGAAAAUCUAUUGCAAGAGUUUUGACAGUCAUCUCUCAAACACAGAGGGAACACUUGAAAAAAUUCUACAAAACAAAGAAGUACAAGCCACUAGAUUUACGACCAAAGAAAACACGGGCCAUGAGAAAAGCCCUGAGCAAGAGAGAGGCUUCAUUGAAGACCUUGAAGCAGCGCAAGAAGUUGACACACUUUGCCUUAAGAAAAUAUGCUGUAAAGGAAUAAAUUGCAACAAUUGAA